Molecule: messenger RNA, 2997 nt
Organism: Bipolaris oryzae ATCC 44560
Lineage: Eukaryota; Fungi; Ascomycota; Dothideomycetes; Pleosporales; Pleosporaceae
Exons: 3
Coding region: 1-2997 (998 amino acids)
Source: RefSeq, a predicted model, not a curated record
AUGAGGGUUGCCGCCGCAGCCUCCCGGUUGCUAGAGACCGCAAAUCGCAUUAUCAAAGAAGUUCAUACCCGCGCAGUCCAGGAGAACGUCAGAGAAGUUCUGGGCUUCUACAUUGUCGAUCUCACUAAGAUAAGCGCUAUUGUUCACCUGAUCGAGGACGAAGAUGCGUUGCAAACAACAGACGUGGUCCUCGCCUUGACUAGACUCCAAAAAGUUGGAGCAGAGCUUGUGCAGCACUUGAAGACACUUGAUCUGGGAGGUAAUGGAACGAGGCAUCCACUUGCCCACCAGUUCGUGGGUGGGUCGCAAGAUAAGAUUAUGCUUGCGGAUAUCAUGACGGAGGUCGAUCGUGCGAAAUCCAACAUCUGCUUACGGAUUCAGAAUGCCGCUGUCGGACUGACGUACACCACUGGCGACAAUGUUCUUGCCAACGCUAAGGUCAUCCAUCAACUCGAUCGUCUCCUUCUAAAAAUCAUUGGAGAGGGCCAAGGGCUCAAGCUAGCCGGCCUACUCAAAGGCCGGGCACCGCAAGAUGACGGCUUAGUGUCUCUAACCAAAGCCGAAGUUGCUUUUCUAGACGAAGAGGCAGUCGCUGUCAUGGACUCGAAAGGUGCAGCAGGUUCUAGAUCUGAUAACGAAACUACGGAACUCUUCAUCCAUAAUAAUAGGUUGGAGGGUUCGGCUAUCCAGAUACUUGGCCAGAUUGGGGAAGACAAGUGGAGGAACCGUCGCGUUGAGAUCCUCAAUAACGAAGUCGUAGGUCAGGCCAUCCAAAUUGGAUGGCCGAUCGACUUUAAAACAUUCAGGUAUUUGCUUGACUGCCAAAGGAGCCAUGCAGAGGCUAUUUCACACAGCCCGGCAACCAACGCCGCGCCUAUCAUUGAAAGAACACAUCUUGAGGACGAAGGGGCAAUAUUCUUGGCCGACGACAAAUUGCGGCCGCUGUUGCGGAGGAAUAGUGGGUCGGCCUUCCUCAGCCGCCUUCCCUCUGCUAUUGCCGUUGCGACCUCAGAGACUGCACCUUUUGGCUUGAGGCUGGUUACUCUCAAACAGCCAUCCGAAAAUUACAAGAGAAUUCUCACCGUGAUCGGGGACAUGGUUGGUGCACUUGAUGAAGGAUGUAUCUUGCCGCUUGAAUCGGUUCCCAUUGAAGAGUCCAUUUUCAAAAUCAUUCCCACUCUAUCUGGAGUUGCGCUUCAAGGGAGGAUUGCAGACUUGAAGAACAUUGUGAUGUACUGGGGAAUUCUGACCGCAUCGACUGCAGCUUUCUAUGGCCAAGAACUAGAUUGGUAUUUAAGAGAGAUGAAGCCAAUUGAUGGAUCCGUCUACACCCAGUUUACUCUGAAUACCCCGGAUACCCUGAUAAUGCCGAAGUCGAGGUUCGACGACUCUUUUAAGAUUGUGUCUGGGUUACCUCAACCCGUCGAUCUCAGCGGGAAGAAGAUAGAGUUCCAUGUGUUUCGCCACCAGCCUUUCAAUUUGAUUGACCGCGCAAGUUGCUGGACUAAAAUUCUGAACUUGUGCUCAAUCUUCACCUUGAGUGAAGGGUUGCACGAGGUUGUCGAUCUUACCCCCGAAACUCUGGAGACAGCAUGGGCUCUGGAGCCAGGAGUCAUGCUUAUUCAGACCAACCACUUAUUUAAAAUUUUCCCAGGUGCUUCUGUGGGAAUGACAUAUGAGAAGGGAGAGGAAAGGAUCUUUAUUGAAACUCGAAGGGGAACAAUUAUUCUUGACCCACCAAAUACAUAUAGAGUUAUGCCGCAAAACCGCAGCCUAUCGAGAGGUCAUGUCUUGGGCUGGCAGAAAGAGGCGGAAGAAGAGGAGACCGGGGAGGAGGAGACUGGGGAGGAGGAGACCGGGGAGGAGGGAGAAGGGGAGGUGGACGGGCCUGCAACGAUCACUCCUUCGCCAAUCGCCGCACAGACUCCAAAUACAGAUUACUGGGUGAUUGAUCUUCCACAAGUAGGGAAUACUGGGAAAGAAGGAAGAUUACUCAAAGAUAGACGUGGAAGUCCUAUCGUUUUGCCAGAUUCAAUAAUUUUGGGCAUGGAACUUGCGCCGAACCCUGUCGAAAACCAAACUACACGUCAGCCGACAUUGAGUUGUUCGAAUCAUCAGUUUUGCGGUCACCCUGGGGUACCCGUAAUGAACAAACCAAAGUCCCGGAGCGUCCAGGGGAAUGUCGGAGGUGGGCAGUUCCUCACUUUUAGCAUCGGCGGCAACUAUACAGAAGACCUUGUCCCUGGCUGGAUGGAAGUUGGCAGGUUCGGCGACGAUGUAGACGAGCUUUUGCAGCAAGCUAUCAUCCUUGUGAAUUGGAAAAAAAAGCGCGCCAUUAUCUUGACAGGACUUCAUGUUGCACUGAGCUUUGAACAUACGCUCUUCGACGGGGACACCGCACAUGAACUGAAUGAAUUGGUCAAUAGAGGAGACUCUGCCGAAAUGCGUGAGUGGGCCAAAGGGCUUCUCGCAAGGCCGCGCACACCAGCAGCUGAGCAGUUGGAAAAGGCUCUUCAAUGGUACUCAAUAUCAUUUCGCAAGCUCAGUGACCAUAUAACGCAACCCGGGAAGAGAAGUACUUGUUAUGGCGCAGACGCGGAAUCGCUCCAAGCGAAACGAUCCUCGCAGGUAGUACGCCAAAACCUUAAACCUAAUAAAUUGGUUCGCCUAACCUGGAGACCAGCCUCCAGUGACGAAGGCCUGAUAAUUUUCGUGGAUGCUAGUUACCCCAUUGGGAACAUUGGUGGCUUCGGUGACGACGACAUCUUCAUUGCAGCAGCGAUCCCCAGCGCCAUGCAAAAGCUUGGACGAAAGCCAUACUAUAUGUCAAGAAGGGAGGUCAGGUUGAGAUGGUCCGAGCGCAGUACGGUCAUAUCCGACAGGGACCCGGAGCUAAUACGCUAUGAACUGGUGUCGGGCGGAGUCAGCUAUGCGGUAAACAAGCCGAUUCCAUCUUGGGCUGAGCAGCGUUGUGCGAGGGUUCUAUAUUUACAGUAG